Molecule: messenger RNA, 1262 nt
Organism: Mytilus trossulus (common blue mussel)
Lineage: Eukaryota; Metazoa; Mollusca; Bivalvia; Mytilida; Mytilidae
Exons: 3
Coding region: 21-1262 (413 amino acids)
Source: RefSeq, a predicted model, not a curated record
CAUCAUCCCUUUAUCGUCAUAUGUGUAAAUACGUAGUUGGAACAGAAAAUCACGUUAAAACCAUAAGACUGAUGAACACAAUUUGUGAUAAUCUUUCCAGUGACGACAUAAAAGUGAUUAUUACAAGCGGAAGUUUUGGUGAAGGACUGCAGAUGAUCGGUAGUGAUCUAGAUCUUAUGUUUGUCUUAAAGGACAUCGAGGUUCACGAUAGCAGAACGCCUAUUGUUUUUAGUCGUUCAAAAACAAAUUUCUCAAUGAUGACAGAAGGUACAAAACCAGGUUUUGUUAUGUUGCAACUUAUCGGUAGUCCUCAUCCCCUCUUUUGUAAAAAAUGCAGGAUGGACAAUUAUCUUUCAAAUGUCUUAUUCAAACAAACAUUUUUAAACGAGUUAGGUCCCUUUGUACAUGGACCUUGCAUAUCCGAUAUUCAUGGUCUUUUUGACAUGGCUCCUAGCCUCCAUAGUAAAUCUUGGUUUAAAGCCGCAUCAGGAUGGAUUGUGAGAUCAAAUAGUGCAUGGCCAAAUGAAAACACAAAACAGUUGAUCAUUGAUCACGGUGUGCUGUUUGUACCAAUCGGUGCUAAAGGAUCACCACACGAGGAAUUUGAAUGGCGAAUUUCAUUUUCAGUUGCUGAAAAACUUCUUAUUUAUACGUUCAGUCAUACGCAGUUACUUUGCUACGCACUCAUGAAAAUUCUUUUAAAGGAUGUAAUAAAUACUGAUAGUAGAUGUACAAAUUUAUUGUGUUCCUAUUACUUGAAGACAAUUAUAUUUUGGAUAUCAGAAGAGAUACAACCGUCUGCAUGGACACCUGCUAAUUUGAUUCCUUGUUUUAUGAGAUGUUUCCGUCGGCUGAUUUAUUGUGUGCAGUAUCAAGUUUGUCCACAUUAUUUUAUUCCAGAAAAUAAUAUGUUUGAGAAUAAGAUAGAAGGAUUAGCUAGGACUAAUUUAAUACAUACACUUCAUGUAUUUAACAAAAGACGUAUCGGUAUCCCUGUAUCAGUAUAUGUGUCAAAAUAUAGUAGGUCCAGAAAUCACGUGGACACAAAUAGAUUGAUGCAUACAGUUCGUGAUUAUUUAGCUAGUGUUGGUACAACAGUCAACAUUACCGAUGGAAGUUUUGGUGAAGGUCUCGAUAUGCGUGGAAGUGAUAUAGAUAAUAUGUUUGUGUUUAGUACAGAUGGCGAUGUAUUCAGUUUUCAGAUCAAAUAUCCAAUGCUGAGUGUUUUUCAGCCAACUUUCAAAAUCAUCAAAGUAUCGUGA